Messenger RNA from Manihot esculenta (cassava), 1304 nucleotides. Its product is annotated as probable cinnamyl alcohol dehydrogenase 9. Gene Ontology annotation, biological process: lignin biosynthetic process. The transcript is spliced from 5 exons. Gene Ontology annotation, molecular function: zinc ion binding; cinnamyl-alcohol dehydrogenase activity. The record is from RefSeq and is a predicted model, not a curated record. Bases 84 to 1157 code for a protein of 357 amino acids. Lineage: Eukaryota; Viridiplantae; Streptophyta; Magnoliopsida; Malpighiales; Euphorbiaceae.
CAUGAGCAGAGAAGGCUGUCAAAGCAUUUCCAUUUUCUAGUAGUCUGCACGAGUGAGUGGGUGCAGAGAACCAGAGAAAAAAAAUGGCGAAAUCACAACACUCACAAAAUGCUUUUGGUUGGGCUGCCAAGGAUACGUCUGGUAUCCUUUCUCCCCUCCAUUUCUCUCGAAGGGAAAAUGGUGAUGAAGAUGUGACUAUAAAAAUCCUGUACUGUGGUGUGUGCCACUCUGACUUGCAUUCUUGCAGGAAUGAAUGGGGUAAUGCCCAUUACCCUAUGGUUCCAGGGCAUGAAAUUGUCGGUACAGUGACAAAAAUUGGGAACAAUGUGCAGAAAUUUAAAGUGGGUGAGAGGGUUGGUGUUGGAGUUAUUGUGGGAUCCUGCAAGUCAUGCGAGUACUGCAAUCAGGACUUGGAAAAUUACUGCCCUAAACUUAUAUUUACGUACAACUCCAUUGACAAUGAUGGGACAAGAACUUAUGGUGGUUAUUCUGAUAUGAUUGUUGUCAACCAACACUUUGUGAUUCACUUUCCCGAUAGCUUACCUUCUGAUGCGGGUGCACCACUAUUAUGUGCUGGGAUCACAGUGUACAGCCCAAUGAAAUACUAUGGAAUGACUGAACCAGGCAAGCAUUUGGGAGUAGUGGGGCUUGGUGGGCUUGGUCACGUUGCUGUGAGGAUUGCUAAAGCUUUUGGCUUGAAAGUUACUGUCAUUAGUUCCUCACCUGGGAAAGAGGAUGAAGCAAUUAAUAAAUUUGGUGCUGAUGCUUUCCUUGUUAGCAGUGACCCUGCAAAAAUGAAGGGAGCUAUUGGUACUAUGGAUUUCAUCAUUGAUACAGUGUCUGCAGUUCAUGCACUGGCACCACUUCUUAUUCUGCUGAGGGCAAAUGGAAAGCUGAUCACUUUGGGAUUGCCUAAUAAGCCCCUGGAGCUGCCUAUUUUUCCCCUAGUUUUGGGACGGAAGCUUGUUGGAGGAAGUGACAUAGGAGGGAUAAAGGAGACUCAAGAGAUGUUGGAGUUCUGUGCAAAGCACAAUAUAACUGCAGAUGUUGAGGUGAUAAAAAUGGAUGAGAUCAACACAGCCAUGGAUAGGCUUGCCAAAAAUGAUGUCAAAUACCGGUUUGUGAUCGAUGUGGGAAGCUCCUUAUCCCAGUUAUGAUGCAUCAUUUGCUUCUUUUUUUCCCUACUGAGGCCUGCUAUUUGGAAUAAAUUUUUAGGGCAUCAUUUUAGUGUACUUGAUGUGAUUGAUGGAAAAUUUGAUACUUUGUUGGCUGAAAUGGAUUAUCAUCUAUUUGUUUGCCUUGAA